GUCAAUUAUACUGGGUUCCCAUGCGAUUAACUGAGACCCAAAGUAUACAAUAAACCCUAUAAUAAAACUAGGAAGCGACAGCGUUUUGUCUUGUUAGCAUAUUAUGUAGAUUUUUUAUAUAAAAGGAGGUGUAUCUAACAAUUUUAAAAAUUUCACUUAUAUAAAAAGAAAUUGACGGGCCGGUAAGUGAACAAUAACUGUUUAAUCUUUUAUAGGAAACAGUCGUUAAAUUGGCUUCGGUUUUGUGGUUCUUUAGUGUUUUAUGGUACUUCGGGGUGAACCGGUGCACAAUGAAGACUAUGGCAAUGUUACUCCUAAUAACCUUCUCCACGACCACGGCAACCUUCUACAACAUAAAACCCCAUAAGCUCUACAAAUACCUUGUGGAACCGUUAGUAGAUGUCGCCAUCAGGAGUGUCCUAACUGGAAGCGUCAUAGACCCGAUCGGCCAAUUUAUUGGUGCAGGUGGUAAAUACCCUAAGCACCACCAUAGAAAAAAGUAUCACCAAGGUUACCCUUUGCCAAUACCAUACGCACCACAUCAACAGUACUACCAUCAGCCGGACUUUUACCAUGAAAGGGAUGUUUUGCUUAACUAUCCGGGGUGUUCGCAUCACCAUCCAGAACAUUCUCCGGUAGGGGACCUGUUUUAUCCAGAGUUUUCUUAUGGAGGUUUCAGGCCUCAAUGAUGGAAACUUUCUGUUUAAUAGUAAUAUUAAUUAUAAUAAUGUCUUUAUUUACAAUAAGAUCGAGAAAACAAAAUAAGAUGAGUGAAUUUGUGCGCUACUCAUAUAUAAGAAUCUAAUUGACUAGAAUAAUUCUAUGACUUCUAAAGCUGAGCUUUGGCCUCAUUGAGAAUAAGAUUACACUUAGAACUUACGGAUCUUGAUUUAUUACGUUAAUAAGAGAAUAAUUUACGUGCGUAUCCUCAGCAAACUGAUGAUUUAUUAAAUAUUUUAGAUGCUCAAAUAGAUUAACUGUACAAUGAAAAAAAGAGGCGGAGUUGUGUCAAUUUAGCAAUCACAAGCGACACACGAUUGUUAAAUAAACGUUUAUUUUUGGUUUACAUCAGAUGUACGUUUUUCAUGAAGCCUUUAUUAUUUAAAUUUGAUGUAUAAUAAUAAAUAUUUAAUACAAAAUAGAAAUUGAAUUAGAUUGGGUAUUAUUGACGAAAAACGUUGAUUUUUGAAAAGAAUUCCUUACUAGGCAGGUGUUUGUGGUCGGUGGGGGGUAAGGAUCUUAUUGAUAAAAAGCAAUGUUUUUGCAAAAAAAAAAAUUCAAUAUUUAAUUUAAUAACACUGUUUUUUUUAAUUUAAUAUAAUUUUAUAUAUAAAUAUUUAGCAUAAAAACAGCGGUACUAGAUUGGAUAAUACGAGUAUGCAAGAAAACAGUGAUUUUUCAGAAGAAUUUCAUCAAAUAGUGAAGGUGUAGAAAUCGAGUUUAAAAACUAGGUAUGUAAAUCCCGUGUCAAUUUUUUUUAAUGCUGAUAUGUUCACCCUUUUGUAAACAGAAUCGU
Messenger RNA from Anthonomus grandis grandis, 1516 nucleotides. RefSeq lists its product as uncharacterized. The record is from RefSeq and is a predicted model, not a curated record. NCBI's taxonomy places the organism in Eukaryota, Metazoa, Arthropoda, Insecta, Coleoptera, Curculionidae. The transcript is spliced from 2 exons. Bases 291 to 689 code for a protein of 132 amino acids.